AUGGUACAUAGAUUAAGCUUGGCAGAUGCAAUCUUUUUUGAAACAGCAAAAGAUUAUUUUUUAGAGACUUUUCGGGAAUAUAAAGCUACAAAAAAUGAACGUUUUAGUCCUUCUCAAUAUGGAAUAUAUAAGCAGCAAUUACAAAAACUUGCAGGUUUAGAAGAACUCCAGUAUAAAUGCUACAAAGAAAAAGCUCAAACUGCAUUAAAUGUCUUUGAGCCUGAUCAAAGAUCACUCAAUGAUACUGUUAAUACCAUAACUGAAAUUUUGCGAAAUGCAAGACCUAAUCUAAGACAAAUCAAUGACACUGUUAACAUCAUGCCUCUCAAAGAUCAUGACCUUCAAAAACUCAUUGACGUGAUUAAUAAUAAUAUUCGUAAUGCUACACAUGGUAAAGAUAUCUCAAAGGAACACUAUCAAUUUCUAGUUUGUGGAGGAACAGCUGGUAUCGGCAAGACACGACUAGGGCUGGAAGUUUUUAACAUUUUGCAACAUCACUGGACACUGCCAACUGAAUGGUCAAGCAAUGGUUCAGUUCAUACCAAGUACUUGCGUCUCGACUUUGGAAAUGAUGUGAUAUUAGAUGUUUAUGAUUAUGAUAUAUCUGCAUCGAUAAUUAUUGGUAUACGUAUGGCCUAUGAAUUUUUCAUUAAAGGAAAAUAUGAUAUUCAGUUUCGUGAGUUUCGCCAUGAGGCUCUCAAGAAUAAGGACAAUUUUAACAUUGAUUUUGUAAUCACUGCUAUCAGAAGUUCUCUAUGCCUUGAAACAGGUCAGCGUCUUUUUUUGUUUAUCCAUAUUGAUGAAUUUCAAAAAAUUAUCAAUUUUGACGGUUGGAAUGCAGAUACAGAGAAACCAUCAAAAGGACUAUUCAGAUGUAUGAUGUAUGAACUUGGGCGUUAUAUGACAUAUCAGAGUCCACAGUGUAUCUUUGUACAAACAUUUCUUUCUGGGACGGAACCACACAGUAUAAUACGAGCAAAUGAACCCACAUCGUACUCUUGGUAUUUUGCCGAAUGUCCAUUGUUGUCAAUGGCUGCACGUAUUCAGAUUAUGGAACAUUUUGUGGUACAUUACGACUCUUCUAAUGAUUGGAAAUUGAAAAUGUGGAUUCACCAAUUGUUGUCGGAUACUGGUGGCCUUCCACGUGCUCUGGAAUACUUAUUAGAACAUUUUUUUGGUGUAAAUUAUGAUUGGAUACAAUGGUUUUUAGAUGAAAUUGACAAACAUAACCCAAACAACUUUUUUAAUGGAAUUGCAUUUGAUCUCAACAAACGCCUUACUUGGGCACUUAUACAUUAUUGUAUUGGGUUGAUCCCGGUAAUGAAAACAGAUAUUCUUUCACAAGAGUAUCCUGGCGAAACAUUCGAAGUAUUGGAGUGCGAUAGACAUCUUGUUCUUAAGUAUCGUGGUGAAAAUAAAUAUGUGGUUCAAAUGCCACUUAUAUUUCUCUAUCUAUAUAAUCAAGUUCUUCACAUGGCUACAAACAUUCUAGAUGGUAUUUUUACUCCUCAUUUUAUGUUACAGUGGCAAGAUUGGGAAUGUUUUGUAGCAGAAUUUGAAGCAUUUCACAACAAUGUUCUAAUUGAAUUGGGUAAAGAAGUGCAAUCACUCCGAGAAAUUUAUCGUGGUGCUUAUGGUCAUAAGAAUACCUUAGAAUUACGUAUUAAACUUCGUCCUCUUACUGUUCGCCGUAUAAGAGAACAAUUUCCCUGUCUUAAACUUAGUGAUUCUAUAGAUUUUAAUGAAGUAGACUGGAAAUCUAAUAGUAUAAUUAUUAAUGGUUGGGCAGCACCAUUUGCGGACUGUUUUCGAUGUGAAAUUACUGAUGACGAGCAUUUUCUGUUCAUUUGCUCCCAACAAAAAUGGAAAACAAAUACUAUUUGUAUUGAAGAUAUCCUAGCUGAACAUGAAAAAAAUAUUAAGGCAUUUGGAAAAGCGCAGGAGCCACUUAGAUCUGAAUUUAAAAAGUAUAGGCUCAUUACUGUGGUCUUCACUAACCAGCCUUUUUCUGGGAAUUUCGCAAACAUUCCCUUAAAUUGCUUACUAAUCUGUCAGCAAAAUUUCCAAGAUUACUUUGGCCAUGUCUUUGCUUCCCGUGCUGCAUUUGCAAUUACAAGGGAUAGCAACCCAAAUUUCAUUAAUCCUGAUCGUUUAUGUGCAACACUUAAAAUUCCUAAGAAACUUUCUGGUGAAAUUAGUCGAAAAAGGCCUUUUCGAUCACGAAAUGAAAUAAUUGAAAAGAUUCCUGAAAUGCAGAGCCAUCUGGAUGCUGUAAAGAUGAUGUCAUUUUUUCCUUAUGGUGAUGAUGUGAGAGCUUUAGAUUCACCAGCGAAGAAGCAGCAUACUGAACUUUACUAUAAUAUUGAAUGUCAACGUAUGUGUCAUACUAAUUUAAAUGAUACAGAUAAGGAAAAUUUGUGGUUGCAAUGA
This is a messenger RNA of Entrophospora sp. SA101, 2430 nucleotides long. The record is from the annotation of a GenBank genome assembly. NCBI's taxonomy places the organism in Eukaryota, Fungi, Glomeromycota, Glomeromycetes, Entrophosporales, Entrophosporaceae.